AUGCAGAGGUGGGCGCCGGCGCCGGUGCAGCCGAGGCCGAGGCGGCGUGCCGGCCAGCCGUCCUUCUCGUCCACGCUGCUCGACGCCAUCUGCGACUCCAUGGACGAGCAGCCCGGCGGGUUAAGGACGGCGGCGGCAGACACAGCCACCGAACGCGCCGUGGCGGCCGCCGCCAAGAAGCAGCGGGAAGCGGACGUGCAUUGCUACUACUACUACAAGCCCUCCUUGGCCGCCCGCCACCGGGCGACGCCGGCCCCGGGGCCUUCCGCGGAAGACUGUCCCGGCCGCGGGUACUUCUCGUCGUCCGAGGUCGAGUACUCCCUCCGCCGCCUCCGCCCCAUCCGCACCUCUGGCGGUAGCGGGGCGACCGCGGCGCCUCCCGCAGAGAAGCAGGAGCCGGUGACAGAGAAGGCGAGGAAGCCUUCAGCCGCCUCCGCCCGCGGCGGUUACCGCAGGCCGGCCUCCCCCGGCGCGAGGCUGGCCAGCCUGCUCAACACCAUCUUCUCCGGCCGCAAGCGGCACACAGCGCGGCAGCACCCGGAUCCUGCGGAGGAGGAGCCCGCGUGCUCGACGACGCCGUCGUGCGCCCGGGCCUGCCUCGCCAAGACGCCGCCGUCGGCGCGGGGGCGAGCGAGCCGGUGCAGGACCGUGCGGUUCCUGGACAUCGACGGCGAGGUGGCCUUGGCCGCGGCCGCUGUGGGUUGCAGACAAGUUCCGGUGGUGGAGGUGGAGGUGGAGGAGGCCGGGGUCCGAGUCGGACCCGACAGCGACGGCGGCAAGGAGAGCAACGACGGGAGCUCCGACUUGUUCGAGCUCGAGAACCUUGCGGCCGUUGCUCCGGCGAGCCGCCGGGGCUUUCGUGAUGGCGCGUGGGGGGACGAGCUUCCGGUGUACGGGACGACCGGGGUUGAGCUCCGUCACGACAUUGGCCGCCGCCGUCCGUUCGGCUACGGCAGCCUUGGUCGGAGUUAUAGCAGGGUUGUUUAAUUUGUAAUA
Messenger RNA from Phragmites australis (common reed), 996 nucleotides. Its product is annotated as protein BIG GRAIN 1-like. The transcript has a single exon. The record is from RefSeq and is a predicted model, not a curated record. Bases 1 to 987 code for a protein of 328 amino acids. Gene Ontology annotation, biological process: auxin-activated signaling pathway. Lineage: Eukaryota; Viridiplantae; Streptophyta; Magnoliopsida; Poales; Poaceae.